AUGGAGUCUCCUUUUCCCAAAUCAUCUUCAGUGGCCGGCGAAGGCGAGAUCAUAGCCCAGCUCCUGCCCAAUGGCUUGUCAGGUCUCAAGGGCAUGUCAUAUCAGUACCCCCUGAAACUCAUCUCUCCGACACCGGCAGCCGACCAGAAAAGCGUUCUGGUAUUUCUGCUUUCCUACGGCGGUGGACUUGUCGGGGGCGACAGCGUCAAUCUCUCUAUCCGCACUCUACCGGGAUCAAAACUCAGUAUUGUCACACAGGGUCAUACGAAGAUUUUCAAGUCCGCGUCUCCUGACAUCGUCACGCGCCAAACGCUCAGCGUCCACAUAGAAGAUGGUUCCGGCAUCUGCCAGUUGCCAGAUCCAGUUCAGCCUUUUGAUGGAAGCGUUUACGAGCAGACUCAGAUAUUCACAGUUGCCCCCAACGCUUCUCUGUGUCUACUGGAUUGGGUGACGCAAGGCAGAACGGCGCGUGGUGAGGAUUGGAGCUUUGUCAAAUGGACAGGACGCAACGAAAUCUGGCUGGAAAAACAAGUGCCCAACCAAAAGAACCGUUUGCUGGUGCGAGACACAGUCAUCCUAGACAGAGACAGCCAAGGCCUAGUAGGGAGAUCGCUACGAGACUCUAUGCAUGGAAACGGCCUCUUUGGAACUUUGAUCUUGAGAGGGUCCCAGAUGCAAUCAUUAGGCAAUUUCUUCCUCGAAGAGUUCGGUGCUUUGCCUCGCAUUGGCGCGAGGGAUUUCAGAUCAGCCGAGGCCAAGGCCAAGGAAGAAAGCAACUUGACUGAGCAUGAAUUAUGGAGGCUUAAGCGCAUAGAGAUGGAGACGAAGGAAGGUAUCUUGUGGUCGGCUGCGAGAGUCAGGGGAUGUGUUAUUGUGAAGUUUGGAGCAAGUACAGUUGAGGCUGGCCGGCUGUGGAUUGGCAUCAUGCUGAGUCGAGAAGGCACGAUUGCAAGAGUCUACGGAGAGCAAGCAUUGAUGUGCUCAUCAUGCCAGAGGGAGCACCCCCGGCUCGAGGCGCUGGCAGGGGUCGACCCCGAGGGACUAGAGGAAGAGGAAGAGGAGCUGCUAGCAGUGCCGCACCUAGCACCGAGGGACCAAAUUCGACUUCGAGACCAUCUUCAGCACUGGGAACAGCUUCGGCAACCGCUGUACCUUCCAGAACCGCAACACCCAACCCUCCCGCAACCCGAGGCACUUCAGCCAGCAGAUUUCGCCCCAGAGUGGGCAAAAGCAGAAGCUCGCGCUCAAGCUCGCUCCCGAGGCCGCAGUCGGCGAGCUCGUGGUGAUGCCAUGGGUCGUGGCGGUUUCAUGUCGCGAGCAGCUGUUGCUAGUGGCCCGUUCUCGCAAAUGACAACAGAAGGAGGUGGCAGAUCCGGCGGAGGAUGGGGCGGUGGUGGUGGUGGUGGAGGCGGCGGAGGAUUCUUUGGCGGCGGAGGCGGCGGCGGCCGAAAGAGAGAGGGUGGCGCGUUUGGAGAGGCUUCAGGCCAUCGCGAAGCACGAAUCAACGCCGAUAGGCUCGCCGGAUAUCCUGUCGAUCGCGAACCCGACUCUGACGACGAAGAGACGGCGGCCCUCAUUGGCGCAAAGCCUGGUAACAUUUGGCCCAUGGGUAUCGCCCGUAUCGACAAGAAAGAAGAGAAGAAGACGAUUGCGACCUCGGCCGAACUUGAGGCAGAAGAACAGGGCAAGGCCGAAGAGAGCCUCUUUGUCGAAGGCGAAGGAUGGUCUGGUGCCAUUCCCCCGAUGGAAGAUGAGACAAAGGUCUGGCAUGCGGCACCCAAGGGUGUGGUCCAGGUCAAGGCAGAACCUGGCGGCGAACCAGGUGCUAUGGAUAUUGCGCCGGUCGACUUCAACGCCCACAUCAAAUCCGCGACUCCCGAAGCCGAGGAAGAGAAGAUCACCCCUGAACCGAAGACAAAGAAGGCAAUGGCCGAUCCCGAGGUGGAAAUGAUUACACACGACAUGGAGCUUCUGUUGGGCGAACUGGGCACUGUCACCGACGAAAACUCCAAGGCACCCGAGACAGAGGUUGCGAGCAAGGACGGACGUCUAUACCUCUUCCAGUUCCCGCCCUUGCUGCCGCCACUGCAACCUGCGACUGCGCCCAAGGUCAAGCCAGAGCCCGACGACGUUGUCAUGCUCGACCAGCCGGGCGAAGCUGUCGACCUCACAAAGGCGGAAGAGAGCUCUAAACCCAAGGUCGAGGACGAUAUUGAUCUCACAGACAUCAACCAGUUGGUCUCCCAGGCUGGAAUGAUGGGCAAGCUCAAGGUGCGCAAGUCUGGAAAGGUCGAGCUGGACUGGGGAGGCAGAACACUCGAACUCAGCCCGGCUGCGGGCAUGAACUUCUUGACUACGGCAGUGAUUGUAGAGGAGUCAGACGAAAAGGCGAAACAAGGUGUUCCUGGUGGAGACAGUAUUGGCAUGGGUAAGAUCAUGGGCAGAUUUGUUCUCGCGCCGACUUGGGGUGACGAGGAAGAGUGGACGGUUGACCCAGAGGAUCUUGUUGUUCCCGAAGCGUAA
Molecule: messenger RNA, 2523 nt
Organism: Colletotrichum tamarilloi
Lineage: Eukaryota; Fungi; Ascomycota; Sordariomycetes; Glomerellales; Glomerellaceae
Product: RNA polymerase III RPC4
Exons: 4
Coding region: 1-2523 (840 amino acids)
Biological process (GO): transcription by RNA polymerase III
Cellular component (GO): RNA polymerase III complex
Molecular function (GO): nickel cation binding; DNA binding
Source: RefSeq, a predicted model, not a curated record